AUCGGCGUGCUGCUGGUAACGAUGGUGCUCGGGUGCGGAGUGUCCUCGGAAGGCAGAGUCGCGGUCGCUUACGCGAACGUGACGGGCGACAUCGUGCUAGGUGGCCUGUUUCCCAUUCAUCGAAGAGGCAACGGUGGCGAGAGUUGCGGCGAGAUCCAGGCAAGUCGCAGCUCGCAUCGCGCUCCGAUCCGAUCGCUGUAGCCUAUUCUAAAGGUUCGUUGAUUCAGAUCGAGGACGGAAUUCAACCGUUGGAAGCUAUGCUGUACACCAUCGAACGCGUCAACGACGAUCGAAGGAUUCUUCCGGGUAUACGGCUCGGCGCCGUAGCCUUCGACACCUGCGACAAUCCGAGCUACGCUCUCGAGCAAGCGUUCUACUUUGUGAAAGGCUUUAUCGCGCGCGACAAUCGGCUGACGGACUACUCCGAGUACCGAUGCAACGAUCGGACCGCGCCAAAGUUCAUGGACGGAGGAUUCGACGACGUGGUCGCGGUGCUCGGCGCUCAAUCGAGCUCGGUCACGAUUCAGGUCGCCUCGGUGCUGGCAUUGUUCUCGGUUCCGCAAGUCUCGUACAUGGCCACGUCGGCGUUUCUAAGCAGCAAGGAGAGGUUCCCGCAUUUCUUCCGCACGGUUCCGAGCGACGUGAACCAAGCACGCGCCAUGUUAGAGAUUCUACGCAGACGGUUCAACUGGUCGUACGCGUCGGUAAUUUACUCGGAUACAGAGUACGGCGAUCACGGAUACGAGACGCUGGCGUCGUUCGCUGCCGAGUAUUCCGUCUGUUUCACGGGGCCGCACCGCAUCAGCGAGGAUCGGUUCGCGAGCUCCGAUUACGAGGACGUCGUUCGCACGAUCGCCGAAAAGACGGAUGUUCGAGUGGUGGUGCUGUUCGCGGAAAAGUCGACAACGCUGCGCGUUUUGGAAGCGGCGAGGCGCGUGGGAGUCGGGUCGCGAUUCGUUUGGCUUGGUAGCGACUCGUGGCCGGACCAGAGGGACGCCAACAACGAAGAAGCCACCCUGUUGGAGGGUGCGCUCGCUGUUCAGCCGCUCUAUGCCCCGUUCGCUGGCUUCGACGAGUACUUUACCAGCUUGACGCUCGAUCAUCAAAAUAUUAACCCUUGGUUUCGCGAAUUCUGGCGGACGUAUCACGAUUGCGAGGACGACGAUAACGUUCGAGAGGCUUCGAAAGGAUGCUCGAGUUCGAAGGCGCGGACUUGCUGCACGGAUCCUAAACUGAGGAUCGAGCGGACCAACGGUUACAAGCAACGGAGAUUUCUCCACUUUGUACGCGACGCGGUGUACGCGGUGGCGUACGCUCUCGACGACGCGCGAAGGGACGUCUGCGGGCAAGAUUAUCACGGCAUUUGCGACGAGAUGCGAGCAUUGUGCGCCAAAGAUUUCUCUCGUUACCUGGCCAAGGUGUCGUUUGAAGACGAAGCGGGACACGAAUUCGGGUUCGUGGACGCGGUCGACGGUCCUCCGAGGUACUCGAUCCUGAACUAUCGGCGAGCGGCGAACGGCUCCUAUCAGUGGCUUGUCGUUGGGAAUUACACGCUGAACGAGGAAGGCAGAGCGGAGCUUCGAUUGGACCGCGAGAACACGAGGUUUCGCGGUGACCGAGCCGACUUUCCCGCUUCUUCGUGCUCGCAACCCUGCGGUCCCGAUCGUAUCGUGGUCAGGGUCAAGGAAGACGCGUGCUGCUGGAGAUGUCAGAGCUGCGGCCCGUAUCGGUACAAGUUGGACGAGCAAAGAUGCGACGAUUGCGAAUGGGGCACCAGGCCGAUCGAGAACGGAACCGGCUGCGAACCGAUACCCGAGCAAUUCGUCGAUCACUCGAACCCUUGGGCCAUAGUCGCGAUGGUGGUCGCCGUCUCUGGUAUGGCGUUGACGUCGUUCGUUUGCUGGGUGUUUUGGACCUACCGGGAGACUCCGAUGAUCAAGGCAUCGGGUCGCGAAUUGUCCUUCCUGCUGCUGCUCGGCACCUUUGGCUGCUUCUCCAUCACGUUCGCCGUCGUGGCAAAACCCAGCGUCGAGAGCUGCGCCGUUGUACGGUUCGGCAUCGGAUUUUGCUACACUCUUUGCUACGCCGCUCUGGCGACCAAGAUCAACAGGAUACACAGAAUAUUCAAUGAUCCUGGUCCAAGUCCCCGCAAACGACGAUACACCAGCCCGAGCUCGCAGCUGACUAUCGCCUCGAUUCUCACGCUGGCCGAGAUCGCGUUCGACGCGGUCUGGCUGCUCAACGAACCGCCUGCGGUCACGCGCUCUCAUCCUACCAGAGACGCCAACGUGAGGAUUUGCAGAGGUUCCGAGAACGGAUCGUAUGUGGCCGGUUUGCUGUAUCCGUUUGUGUUGACGGUGGUGUCCACUUUUUACGCUAUCAAGACCAGAAAGUGCCCCGAAGGAUUCAACGAGACUCGCCGAAUCGCGUUCGCGAAUUACGCGACGAUCGUUCUGUGGCUAGCGUUCGUGCCACUCUAUUUAGCUUCGACCAGCAACGUUGUCCGAGUGAUCACAUUGGCACUCUCUCUCUCCCUGAACGGAUUGGUUCAGCUGCUUUGUCUCUUUCUACCGAAAGUUUACGUGGUGCUGAUCAAACCGGAGAAAAACACCCGAGAGCUGGUGAUGGCCAGGCACGCCGGCGCCGGUUCCUCUCAUCCGACCGCGACGAUUACACCUGAGCCGCCUUCGGCGUCACCUUGCCAUCGAUCGAACGCGUCUCGUGAACCGAUCUAACUCCUCGCUACGUUCAACCGCUCUCCGUAAAUAAACUACAAACUG
Messenger RNA from Hylaeus anthracinus, 2780 nucleotides. RefSeq names its product metabotropic glutamate receptor-like. Gene Ontology annotation, cellular component: membrane. Gene Ontology annotation, molecular function: group II metabotropic glutamate receptor activity. The record is from RefSeq and is a predicted model, not a curated record. Gene Ontology annotation, biological process: regulation of synaptic transmission, glutamatergic; G protein-coupled glutamate receptor signaling pathway. Bases 258 to 2735 code for a protein of 825 amino acids. The transcript has 11 exons. Lineage: Eukaryota; Metazoa; Arthropoda; Insecta; Hymenoptera; Colletidae.